Messenger RNA from Oldenlandia corymbosa var. corymbosa, 465 nucleotides. The record is from the annotation of a GenBank genome assembly. Lineage: Eukaryota; Viridiplantae; Streptophyta; Magnoliopsida; Gentianales; Rubiaceae.
AUGCUGAAAUCAUCGUAUGACAUAAUGUCUUCAACCUUGGAAAUAGCCGCCGGAAGCAGACAAAUUAUACAGAGCACCCGGAACGAACGAAAGAUGACUUCCGUCGGAUCUGCCUCCUGUUUACCUGAAUCCUCCACCACUAAGGGUGGAUCUAAGAAACGCAAGAUGGAUACCGUCUCCGGUGUACCUGAAUCCUCCUCUGAGGGGCCAGUACUCACGAGCAGCAGCGAUGAUGAUGAUGAUGUUGGUGAUGAAAUUUAUCUGUGUGAGGAUGAUUCUUUUGAAACGUAUGACCCUGAAUUUGCAAAGGGAACUACCGCUCUGGGUUUUUUUUUCGAAGAAGGAAUUAUGGUUGCUGCCGAUCAUUGUAGCAAAUCAUCAAAGACUGCACCGAACAUUGUUCAACUGAAUUCUCACAUGCUGGCCUCAAUUUCUGGGGGAAGGAAUUUUUGCUUAAAGAUCUAA